Messenger RNA from Mercurialis annua (annual mercury), 2715 nucleotides. Its product is annotated as protein ALTERED PHOSPHATE STARVATION RESPONSE 1-like. The coding region runs from base 428 to 2545 and encodes 705 amino acids. The record is from RefSeq and is a predicted model, not a curated record. The transcript is spliced from 4 exons. Lineage: Eukaryota; Viridiplantae; Streptophyta; Magnoliopsida; Malpighiales; Euphorbiaceae.
CAUUGUUGCUUAGGAGAAACAAAAUCAAGAAAAUCUGACUGCAAUUGGCAAUGCAAUAAAUAGGAUAUCCUGUUAUAGACAGUCUUCACUUUUGAACACUGUUACUGUUAGCACCAUUUUCAAAGAAUGGCUAACUAGUCAACAAGCAAAAUGCAAAGCAUUAGACACAGUUUUAGUAACACAGUUACUCUACCAUAGUACUGCUAAAUGACCCCAUGAACAGCCACUGGGUUCUAGUCACCAAAUUGGCUCUUCUGGUUGGCUCCCUGUCUAAUCCUUUCUGACAAUACUUAGCUGUUCUUUUUCAUCUUUUGAUAAAUUCCAAAUAUUUGAUAGUGUUGUUUUUGUGUAGACUGUUUGACAAACCCUUAGUUUUUUUUUUCAUUUAUAGAGACAAAAGCUUUGAUCUUUUUCCAUUGUAGGAGAGAUGGGGUGUGGGUUGUCGAAGCAAAAUGAGGAAGAUGGUGUGGUGUUGUUGUGUAGAGAGAGGAAAAAAUUGCUGAAAUUAGCUGUGGAGAAAAGGUAUGGUUUUGCAGAUGCUCAGUUUAAGUAUAACCAGUCUCUUUAUUCAGUUGCAAUGGCUUUGAGAUUGUUUAUUGCUAGACAUUCUUCACCAUCUUCUCCUUUUCUUAUCACUUUCCCUUCUUCUGGUGAUACUAAUGUUGGUUAUAACCCAAUGUUUUUUCAACAAUCAGAAAAUGAAACCAUUGCAUGUCAGCCUACUCAUUCUGAAUUAGAGACCAAAGUGAAAGAAACCCAAGAAGAUGAUGAUGGGGAAACUGAGGAGGAAGGUGAAAGUGAGGAUCUUUGUGAGCAUUUUUAUGAUGAGGGUGGUGAACUUGAAAUGCCAUCACCUAAUAGGCAAUUUGGUUGGGAUUUUUUUUAUGCUUUUGAUGAAGUGAGGCCAGACAUGUUUAAUGGGUUUGGCCAAAAUUUUGAUGAGGAUUUGAGAGCUGUGAGGGAGAAGGAAGGGAUUCCUGACUUGGAAGAUGAUGGGGAUAAAAUGAUGAGUGGAGAUAAAAAUGUGAGAAAUGGUGAUGUGAGUCUUAAGGAAAGUGGAAUUGCUAAUGCUAGAAGUGAAAAUCACAAGAAUUUAGAGCAAAAGGAGAGUAAGGGAUUGAGAGUGAAUGAUGGUAGGGAAUUGUUGGAAGCAUUGAAAGAUGUUGAAGAUCAUUUGUUAAGGUGUUAUGAUUCUGGUUUGGAUAUUUCAAGGAUGUUAGAGGCCAACAGAGUUCCAUUGCAAUCUGGUUUAGAGGAAAUUAAAGAGAGCUCAAAUAAGCUCAUCAGAUCAAUAACGUUUAAUCGAUCAACAUCAUCGAGGUCUUCCUCCAGCAAAAGUCUCCUCACAUCUACUUCGACUAAUUCUUCGGUGUGGACAGAUUUCAAGGCUGAGCUAUUUGAUGACUUUGGUCUGGAAGCAGGCAGCCACUCGUUGACUCUAGGGAGGUUGUACGCUUGGGAGAAGAAGCUCUACGAGGAGGUGAAGACUGGAGAUCAGACAAGAAAAAUGUAUGAGCGGAAAUGCUCUCGCCUGAGACGCGCGGAUACCACACGGAAUGGAUUUCCUUCCCUAGAUAAAUCUACAAUUGAAAUAAAAGAAUUACAAUCCAGGAUCUCUGUUGCAAUAAGAAGUGUAGAGUCAAUCUCUGACAGGAUACAGAAAUUGAGAGAUGAAGAGUUGCAGCCGCAACUCCUUGAGCUGCUCCAUGGUCUAAUGAGAAACUGGAAGAUGAUGCUGGAAUCACAUGAAACACAAAGUCGAAUCAUGCUUGAAGUGAAAUCCUUCAACUGUCCAGCUUAUGGAAAGUUCUCGAAUGAGUCUCAUCGUCUUGCCACUCUUCAGCUUGAGGCAGAAAUUGAUAAUUGGCACAUGUGCUUUGCAGCAUAUGUACCUUCGCAGAAAGCUUAUAUUGACGCUAUGAGCAGUUGGCUUUCUAAGUUCAUUGCUCCUGAAGUUGAAUUCUACUCAGGUGGAAAGUACUCACUCGCACCUUGUAGAACUAGUGGCCCACCAUUAUUAGUAACUUGUCAUGGCUGGUUGGCUUGGAUGGAUACCUUGCCAGAAAACGCUGUAACAUAUGCUAUGAAAAGCUUUGGGAAGGACAUCCAUGCCCUGUGGUAUCAACAAGGAAAAGAGAAACAGCUGAAGAGGAAAGUUGACGGCCUAGCCAAAGAACUUGACCGAAGAGCUGUGGCAUUUCAAAGAGCAGAGAGAAAGAUUCUUAUGACCAAGUUAUCUGAGCAGGAAACAGAGGUUAGCGUGAGUAAUCGCUUAGAGUACUUGACAGAGGGAAAAAUUCUAUUGGAUAUGUUCAGGAAGAGGCUAGAUGAAGAGAAAGAAAAGCACCUGAACAGCAUGCAGGAGACACAACAAAUCACUAUAAGCAGUUUUCAAACAGGAUUUUCGUCAGUGUUCGAGUCGCUAGCCGAGUUUUCUAAAGCAUCUGUCAAAAUGUAUGCUGAUCUUGUAACAUACAGUGCUAAUGCAAAGACAGCUGUGGGAACUGAUAGCAACGUAUCUUAUAUAGAUGGCUUGUUCUCUUAGGUUCAGUGUCGAAUAGAAAGCAGAUUAUUCUUUGAGAAUCUCAAUUCUUGGUUAGUACUCAGUAGAUAAGUGGUGUAUAUAGUGAGAAUCUGACAAAGCAAACUCUCUUCUAUAUUUAUGUCAAAGUUUAUAGCAGUCUCUUCAAUGCAGGUAUUUGCAUUUUAUUACAA